AUUGAUUUAUCCCUGGCACUGCAGGGAUCGUGUGAGUCUGUGCCAGGACGUACACGCUCUUACUGAGACAUUUUCCAUCUUUCAGAUAGCAUGGUUCUUCUGAUCGGAUUACUUUGGUUGCUGAGUUUGAGUGGAGUGACUGAUAGCCAGAGACAGCUGACGACGAUAAAGCUAUUCAAAGCAAAGCGGACAUGGAAUGAUGCGCUCAAAUUCUGUUCCGCCAGGUCCAUGAACCUCUUGGAGGUCAGGACCAAGGCCAAGGCCGACGUUCUCGAUUGGAUUGACGCCGAAACUGGGAUAUGGUACAACAAAUUCCAGGAUAGCUGGAUAGGCCUACAUGGCAUCGCCUCCCUGUCGUCAUUCGGGUACAGCUGGGCUGGGGGCUGUACUCCUCACAACGGAGACGGGACGUCCUGGGAUGACUGGUUCAACGGGGAACCACUCAACCAACAGUCUAACAAGUGCGUCAAGAUUGUCAAGAGUGGUGCUGGAUUUGCCUGGAGGUCAGAGUCAUGCAGUCAAAAGAAAAUGCUAUUCUGCGAGUCUGUAGGAGGAGCUUGCAGAUUUCAUCAACAAACUAAGAGUGCGGAUAUAAACUUGCUAGUGACCAUCUCCAUAUCAGGGAUAUCGAGCGCCGCUCAGUGUAAGAAUGACUGUUUGACCUACACAGGAGGAUCCGGGGAGUGUUGGGGCGUAUCUUACGGUUCGACGUGCACUUUCUACAUAGCCAGCAGCCCUGUUCAACUGCUCAGCCCGGCCCCUGCGUCAACUUUCUACGCCAAGCAAUGUUUUAUUGGUGAUUAUGAUGGCACAGAUGACCAGAACAGUCCAGACACCAGCUCCAACCCCGAUACUGGGUGCAUUCUAGGUCAAGCUCUGACAACUCCGGCAAUGACGACCACUACUUCGACAACUACAACCAGUACAACAACAACUUCUACAACGACCACUACAACUAGUGCAACUACGACUACAACAACGACCCCUACUCCGACAACAAGUAGUACAACUACUUCUCCAACAACGCCCACCACACCGACCACUACAACUAGUGCAACUACUACUUCAACAACGACGAAUACUCCUACAACUACAACCAGUGCAACUACAACUACUCCAACAACGACCACCACUCCGACCAUUACACCUAGUGCAACUACUUCUACUCCAAUAACGACCACAACCCCGAUCACUACACCUAGUGCAACUACUGCUACUCCAACAACGUCCACAACCCCGACCACUACACCUAGUGCAACUACUACUACACCCACACUAACAACUACGUCUGCGCCAACAAUGGUCACAACUGUGACAACUAAUACUCCCACUCAUUCAACAGUAACAACAGCGGUGACAUCUGUUUUACAAACAACAGCCACAACAACAGCAACUUGGCCAACAGUCAGCCCAACUACACAAGCAUGGACAUCGUCUACCUUUGCCCUGACUACAACCACUACCCCUGACGCAACCCCUUCUCCCGACACAAACGCUAGUCCCGACGAAAACGCUACUCCCGACACAAACGCUACAACUGACACAACCGUUACCACUGUUACAACCACUACACCCGGCACAACCACUACUCCCGACACAAACGCUACUCCGGACACAAUCGCUACUCCAGACACAACCACUACUCCAGACACAGACGCUACUCAGGACACAACCACUACACUUGACACAACCACUACUCCCGACACAAACGCUACCCCUCACACAACCGUUACCACUAAGACAACCACUACUCCCGGCACAACCAUUACUUCCGACACAAACGCUACUCCGGACACAACCACUACUCCCGACACAAACGCUACUCCGGACACAACCACUACUCCAGACACAACCACUACGCCCGACACAAACGCUACUCAGGACACAACCGUUACCACUAAUAAAACCACUACUCCCGGCACAACCACUACUCCCGACACAAACGCUAUUCCGGACACAACCACUACUCCAGACACAACCACUACUCCAGACACAAACGCUAUUCCGGACACAACCGUUACCACUAAUACAACCACUACUCCAGACACAAACGCUAUUUCGGACACAACCACUACUCCAGACACAAACGCUACUCUGGAUACAACCACUGCUCCAGACACAACCACUACUCCAGACACAAACGCUACUCAGGACACAACCGUUACCACUAAUACAACCACUACUCCCGGCAUAACCACUACUCCCGACACAAACGCUAUUCCGGACACAACCACUACUCCCGAAACAAACGCUAUUCCGGACACAACCACUACUCCAGACACAAACGCUAUUCCGGACACAACCACUACUCCAGACACAAACGCUUUUCCGGACACAACCACUACUCCAGACACAAACGCUUUUCCGGACACAACCGUUAUUCCUGACACAAACGCUACCCCUGACACAACCGUUACUCCUGACACAACCACUACUCCCAUCACAACUCCUUCUCCCAACACAAACGCUUCUCCCGACACAAACGCUACUCCUACCCAGCUGCAUGGCGACACAUCUACGUCUCCUGGCACAGCGGGGACUGCAGCAGCGGAUGGACCAACAGUUGACACAAAUGUACAAGCAACGACAACUUCUCACGUUGUCAGGGAGACGGGCCCAGAUCAUCGACAGAAGCGGAUCUCCGCACCGGGAGCAUUGGCCACUCGGUCCCGGUGUGCGUUCUGUCACGUUAUUAUCAACCUGUACCAUUUCGACCUACAACAAUAA
Haliotis rufescens (red abalone) is the source of this 2727-nucleotide messenger RNA. RefSeq names its product mucin-2-like. The record is from RefSeq and is a predicted model, not a curated record. The transcript is spliced from 8 exons. Lineage: Eukaryota; Metazoa; Mollusca; Gastropoda; Lepetellida; Haliotidae. The coding region runs from base 91 to 2727 and encodes 878 amino acids.